This is a messenger RNA of Nanorana parkeri, 1434 nucleotides long. RefSeq names its product regulator of microtubule dynamics 3 (gene RMDN3). Gene Ontology annotation, cellular component: spindle microtubule; mitotic spindle pole; cytoplasm. Lineage: Eukaryota; Metazoa; Chordata; Amphibia; Anura; Dicroglossidae. Bases 52 to 1434 code for a protein of 460 amino acids. The transcript has 13 exons. Gene Ontology annotation, molecular function: microtubule binding. The record is from RefSeq and is a predicted model, not a curated record.
CCAGUUUCAGCCAGCAGAAGGAAGAGGAGGAGGAGGAGGAGGGAAGACACUAUGUACAAGCUUAUUUUUACAUACCGAUUUGGAUUAGGGUUGAUCGCUGGUGUCGCUGCUGGAGCUGUAGUUUACGUAGUGUAUCGGAGACAUCGGAAGCAGAAUAAGAACGUUUUAUCAAAGCGAAAUGGAUAUCAGAUGCAAACACUAUCAAAACAUGAUAAUGUUGCUACAACAUCAAAUUAUUCACCAGGAAGGGCAGACGUUGUGGUUGUAUCUCAUGGGGAACAGAUGGAGCUGUUGAACCGCCUGGACUAUGUUCUUGGCAGCAUUACAGAGGUGAAGAAGGAGGUUGAAUCUUUGCGGAAUAGUCUGCAUGGGCUAGCUGCUGAUAUUGUAGGAGAAGUUCGGACACACCUGGAGGAGAACCAGAAGACCAGUCGUCGGCGAAGAGUCUUUCUCCAUAGAGAGCGAACAGAUUCUACUGGUUCCAGUUCUAUUUAUUUUACUGCUAGUUCUGGGGCUGCACAUACAGAUGUGGAGAGUGAAGGAGGUUACACCACAGCAAAUGCCGAAUCUGAUUAUGAGCGUGAAAGCAGCAGAGCGAGUGAGGACGAGGAGGAAGAUGAAGUGAGCUGUGAAACUGUGAGAACAAUGCGGAGCGACUCGGCGGACCUUGUAACAGAUGAUGAAGCAUCAAUACUGGCCACUGACCCUGUAGAUGGAGAGUUAAUACUUUUGCUGCAGAGAGCUGACCAGUUGCAUAGUGGUGAUGCUGAGCAGAAGCGGGAAGGAUUCCAGUUGCUGUGCAAUAAUAAAUUACUGUAUGGGGAACAUCAAGACUUUCUGUGGAGACUAGCACGAUCCCGCAGUGAUAUGAAUGAGCUUACUGAUGAUAUAACAGAGAAGAAAUCGUAUGCCUUAGAUGGAAAAGAAGAAGCUGAAGCUGCACUUCAGAAAGAAGAUCAGAGUGCUGAAUGCCACAAAUGGUUUGCCAUCCUUUGUGGGCAACUAUCAGAUCAUGAAGGCAUUCAGAAGCGCAUUCAAAUUGGAUACAUUUUCAAGGAACACAUUGAAAAAGCAAUUGCUCUGCAGCCUAAUGAUCCACAAUGCUAUUAUCUUCUUGGCCGUUGGUGCUAUGAGGUCUCUAAUCUUGGAUGGUUGGAGAGAAAAACUGCUUCUGCCUUGUAUGAAACUCCACCAAGUGCUACCAUUGAUGAAGCUCUGCAAAAUUUCCUGAAGGCUGAGCAGUUGUCCCCAGGAUUCUCCAAAGCUGCAAGGGUCUAUAUUGCAAAGUGUUACAUGGAUUUGGGUGACCUGAGUAUGGUCAACCACUGGGUAAAACUGGCAGCGGAGCUUACAGAGAUAACAAAAGAAGAUAAAGAAAGUUCACCCCUCUUGGAGGAGCUGAUGAUGUCCUUCAGUACAGAAGAAAUACUUUGA